AUGGAGAAAAAGAGAGCUAUUGCUUACCUUAUUCAUCGGGACUAUGCAGCUAUAGUGAAAGAUUUUGUCAAACUUGAUUUCAUUCCAGAUGGGGUUAAUUUGGAACCCAUCUUGCCUAUUUUGGCCAAGUCUUUUGAUCAGGCACUUGAAGGUGGUGGAGCGAAAAAUAUCAACUUUCAGGAGCAGUCGUUAGAUUUGGCGCAGAUAACAUUUGACUAUCCAUUUAGGAUUCCACCUUAUUUUGCUCUUAUAAUUAGAGCAAUAGGGGUGUUGGAAGGCAUAGCUUUGGUGGGGGAUCCUGAUUUUGCUAUCAUAGAUGAAGCUUAUCUAUAUAUUGCACAGAGGCUCCUGACCGAUGAAUCACCAUGUCUAAUGAGUUCUUUACGCUACACAAUAUAUGGAAAAUUUGGAGUUUUUGAUGCUGAAAGAUUCAUAGAUGUUAUGCAAGCCUUUGAGAAUUUCAUAACCGCAGCCAAAAGUGGAGGUGGUGAGGAUCUGAACGGGGAUAUGACUGAGCUUGGUAUUCUGCAAAUUCAAAGACGCAAUGCCCCUGUAUUUCCAUUUCCAUUUAGUUCAUCUCAAUCAGAGCAGCCAAUUCAAACAAGAGCAGCCUUAGCAUUUCUAUUGUCAGAGAAGGGCAACUUUUUUCGAGAAUUUCUUUUGGAUGAGAGGCUCCUGACUGAUGAAUCACCAUGUCUAAGGAGUGCUUUACCCUACACAAUAUAUGGAAAAUUUGGAGUUUUUGAUGCUGAAAGAUUCAUAGAUGUUAUGCAAGCCUUUGAAAAUUUCAUAACCGCAGCCAAAAGUGGAGGUGGUGAGGAUCUGAACGGGGAUAUGACUGAGCUUGGUAUUCUGCAAAUUCAAAGACGCAAUGUCCCCAUAUUUCCAUUUCCAUUUAGUUCAUCUCAAUCAGAGCAGCCAAUUCAAACAAGAGCAGCCUUAGCAUUUCUAUUGUUAGAGAAGGGCAACUUUUUUCGAGAAUUUCUUUUGGAUGAGUGUGCUACUGGAGUAACUGGACUUAAUGGUGUUACAUGA
Messenger RNA from Camellia sinensis, 1035 nucleotides. The record is from RefSeq and is a predicted model, not a curated record. Lineage: Eukaryota; Viridiplantae; Streptophyta; Magnoliopsida; Ericales; Theaceae.